Messenger RNA from Leptinotarsa decemlineata (Colorado potato beetle), 1758 nucleotides. It is a transcript of the gene Taz, whose product is annotated as tafazzin, phospholipid-lysophospholipid transacylase. Gene Ontology annotation, molecular function: 1-acylglycerophosphocholine O-acyltransferase activity. NCBI's taxonomy places the organism in Eukaryota, Metazoa, Arthropoda, Insecta, Coleoptera, Chrysomelidae. The record is from RefSeq and is a predicted model, not a curated record. Gene Ontology annotation, cellular component: mitochondrial membrane. Gene Ontology annotation, biological process: cardiolipin acyl-chain remodeling; inner mitochondrial membrane organization.
UGCUGUCAAUUGUCAAUCAUCUAUCAAUUUUAUAGUUUUAUAAUGAAUCAGAUUUUAUUGUGAAAUAUUGAUAUUAUAGGCAAUUACUGAAAUACGAUAAUGUAUCUUAGACUAAUUUAGAUAAGAGUACAGUUGCGAGAAAUCUUGGUUUUAUUUCAGUUCGCAUUCAGCCUUUAACCGAGCUAGUGAGUCUAUUAUAUAAGAUAAUUUAUAUAUUUAAAACGAUGUUUCUCCUUUAAAUUUGAUGGCCAUGGGAGCCUAGAAGACGUAAUAUUAGAUAAUUGACUAGUCAGUAGGAAUGUUGGAGAAAAUGGUGUACAACAUCGACUGGAUAAUUCCGAAAUUGCGGAAUCCCACAAAAUUAUGGAACAUUGCCAGUACUUUAACUGUAGCAGCAGUAGGACUAUUCAGUAAAAUUUUAAUCCGUAAUAAUUGGCUUAACCGAAGCAGGAUACACAACAGUGACGUUAUAACUGAUCUUUUAGACAAUAGGCCAAAGCAUGUACCUUUGAUUACGUAUUCAAAUCACCACUCUUGCUUCGAUGAUCCUGGGCUGUGGGGCACCCUGAAACUUCGGCACCUUUUGAAUAAACAUGUGAUGAGAUGGUCUCUAGCAGCUCAUGACAUAUGCUACACCUGUGCGCAGCAUGCCACGUUCUUCAGUCUGGGGAAAUGCAUUCCUGUCAUUAGAGGAAAAGGAGUGUUUCAAGAUGCCAUCGAUUUUUGUAUAGAACAGCUAGCGAAAGGGGGAUGGGUCCAUAUUUUUCCUGAAGGUAAAGUGAACAUGACGAAAGAAAACAUGAGACUGAAAUGGGGCGUCGGCCGGAUGAUCUACGAGUCGCCCGUCACGCCGAUCGUCGUCCCGAUCUGGCACGUCGGCAUGGACGACGUCCUCCCCAACGAGCCCCCCUACGUGCUCAAGAUCGGCAACGAGUUGACCUUCAACUACGGCCGACCGCUCGACCUCACCGAGUUGGUCAGUGACUUGAAGAGGAGGCGAGCGACGAACGAGCAGGCUCGCAAGGAAAUCACCGACUUUCUGCAGGAGACGCUGCUCAAACUCAAGGCGGAGACGGAGGAGUUGCACCGGAAGAACUUCAAGGCGCGGUCGUGAUGAUGGCCGAAGCUCUCCUGACGCGUGGUGAUGUUGUGGAUACUCUUUGGACUCAAUUUGGGAACACCACCAUCCAUUAGAAACCUCUGAUGACCUUCAGGCAAAAAUAAUAAUGUCAUAUCCCAAACAGUUACCAUCCAAUCCCAAAGGCUUUAAUGUCAUUCUCUUUUUUCACUCAGCUGAAGCUAAAAAGCCUACAAAAAUAUAUUAAGCGCGUAUUAUUUAUAAGACUAUUCAACAUUAGAUUUUAUAUCGAAGCACCCAAGCUGUGAAAUAUCUAAAAAAUCAUUGCGGAGAGUGUGACAACCCUUUGAACGGUGGUGUCCUGCAAUAAUUUUGACGUUACAGUUACUGCUUUUGCUGUAUCGCUCGUUUCAUUCCAAAAGGUAUUUGUAAUUUUUUAUGUAGUAGAAAAAGGAAUCACUUUUCUUAUACAAUCAGUGUAAAUGGAGUGUGACACAUCAAUGUUCCGCUGUAUUUUAGCCUAAUUUUUAAGUUAUUUUAGUGGUAAUUUUGUGAAUGUUUUAUUUGUUGAAUUUAUUAUGGUUUUACUCCUGCUAUAUAUGUGAAAAAAGUUGUUGAAAGUGUCGACCGGUAUGUUGCUUUUUGACUUCUCUCUAAUAAAGGCAAUUUGUUAUCGAAUA